CAGGUUCGCAAUUACGUGAACCAAUCGUCAUGGCUCGCUUCAAUAGAAGCUCGCUACCACACGCAGGCGGACUACAAAUCACUACCAAACUACCGGGCUAGAGACUAGCGCGUGUGUGUGUGAGUGGCUAUACGUUUAUGGAUUAUGCUUCCCAAUCCAGCUAUUUAGUUUCGUUAGGCACCAAUCUCGCACCGGUCAGGGCACCGUGCGCUGGAAGACGUAAAGCCCGUCGUUCCGCGAAAUAGGUAGUCCACCGCAACUGCAACCGGAACGUGCGAGUAGGAGAGGCCACUCGGCCACGAAUCUGGCCCGGCGGUUUCGCCUUCGUUCCACGCUAAUGGACGUUCGGCCGUAAAUAGGAUUAUGCAAAACCUGCGAAUUGCGCGAAGGCAUCGACACCGGGCCCUGCAUUGCCUGUGCAGUCCUUGGAAGCGAAGACCCGACGAGAAUCGGCCGAACGGAGCGACCCUAGCGGGUGACCGCGGGUGUUGCUAACGGUUUUGCGCGAACGGGCUCUCGUGCUCAGUUCGAUCCCGAAGAUAGACCGGACACUAUCGUCACCGUGGUGCUGCUUCCUGCUCUGGGGUUUCUUUGUAGUAGGUGUUUUGGGUCUCGCGACGCCUCACGCACACGGUGGAUGAAGGUUACAGUGGUAGCUGCGCUUUGUAAAGUGAGAUUAGCUCUGCUCUAACAGAUCUUCGGAGAUCCAUCGAGAGGAUUAUCAACAUCUGCUUGUAUCAUGCUGACAGACUAGUGGUUCAUCCUCUCCCAGAGUGAAUGUCCCAGUGUGCGAUCGCAGUUAAUUAGUGGCACCAAACUCAAGCCUCCUGUUCAGCAGUUCAAGCAGUCAGUAGGUCGCGAACAGGGGUACGAUUACAUCAGCCCGUAGGCCCGUGUUUUUUUUUCUUGCGUUCUCUGCCACCGGCCAACAGCACCGACCGCAAUGAAGCCCAAACCAAGAUGGUGGUACAAGUGAACGGGCAACCGGGGGUUCGCUGGUAGGUAGGUGGUUGGAUGGGGGGGGAGCGAAGAGGUGUGUGCGGAAGUUAGUGCAGCUGUAAACGAGGCGAAAACGCGACGACAAGGUUGUUUAUAUCACACACAGGCAGGGCAAAAAUCGAUGACGAUUAGUGCCGCAAAGGGCGGGGAGGACACACCGAAACACAAAGUACGGCCCAUCACCCCUACAGUGUCACCUCGCGCAACACGGGAGCACACCAACACAGGGCCACACAAAUUACAACAAUCAGCAUCAUUACUGGCGAACCAGAGACAAAAAGGCAAGAUUGUAGUGAGCUGGAGGUGUUUGUGUGUGUGUGUGCUGUUUUUGUUGGUAUUGGUGUGGGAUUGGACCUUGGAGAUUCUAAAGAUCUCUCCAACGAUCUCAAGGGAGUCGUCUUCUUGGUGUGAGGACGAUACGAAGCUCACCAAGUAAAGAUAUCCGGAAGUUUUUGUACUAUUCCCGUCCGACAACGCCACAGAAGGCUUUCGACCGGAUAUGGCGACCAGGGUAGCGGUGGUGAUUGGUUUGGUGUUGGCCAGCCUGAGACCGAUGGCAGUCGAUGGGAAGAGCUAUAGAAACUAUUCCGACAUCGGUGAGCUGUCCAAGAAUCAUGCGAGCUUAUCGCUAUCCGACAUACUGCCAACACACCAGAAAACGUACGACAAAAACCGUGCACCCAAGCUGCUAGGUCAACCGACCGUCGUCUACUUCCAUGUCACCGUCUUAUCGAUCGACUCCAUCAACGAGGAGUCCAUGACGUACGUGGCGGACAUCUUUUUGGCACAAAGCUGGCGUGAUCCGCGGUUACGGUUGCCGGAAAACAUGAGCGAAGAGUACCGGAUACUGGACGUGGACUGGCUGCACAGCAUCUGGCGGCCGGACUGUUUCUUCAAGAACGCGAAAAAGGUAACGUUUCACGAGAUGAGCAUACCGAACCACUACCUCUGGCUGUACCACGACAAGACGCUGCUGUACAUGUCCAAGCUGACGCUCGUGCUGUCCUGUGCGAUGAAGUUCGAGUCCUACCCGCACGAUACGCAGAUCUGUUCGAUGAUGAUCGAAAGUUGUAAGUAUGUGGGCGUGCUGUUGGGGAAGUAAGUUUUGGCGAAGCGUUGUCUGGUUGGUACGAUGGAAGGACUUUCGCAGAAAACAUUAAUGAGAUGUGGGGAGUUCCUGUACAUGUGAGAUCUCCAACAAGAAACAGUCAAUUGUAGGUAACAUGUAAGUAAUCUUGAAGACUUUUGUCAAGGCUAUGGUCUAUAUUCUGUAGCACUAGACAUCUGUAUCUGUUGCAUAUAGUAUUCCAUACAAAACCUUGAAGAGAUGUAUUUAAAGGUACUUCAAGGACUUGAGGUUGUAAGCUGUAAGUGUAUGAGCUGCAUGAGUACAUGAUCAGUUCCAGAGAUAAUUGCGGGGCUACUUUUUACUAGAACUGGUAGAGAUCAAUGAUGAGUAUCUUCUUGAUGAUGCCUUGGUCUAGUAGAGUAUAGCUAUAGUAGCAACAUUGAUAGUUUGCUGGAAUAUCUAGCUAUCCCUGUAAGAGCUUCGGUUUUCCUUUUCAAAUAAGUUGACUAUAUGCUAGCCACUUCCAACUAGCGAUUUAACUUCCGUAACUCUAUCAAAAACAUCAUCACCGAGUAGCUUGUCUUCAGCAUACUUCCAAAGGUUUCCCAGGACACUUCGACGAUAUCGCUGCCAUGAAAGGACAAGCUUCGCUGUGACACAAGCAACACAAUGCUCAUCGUGAUGCGGAACUGGCGUAAUGCACCCGGCUGACGCUUUCCAUGCUGCAACCAGGCAGGCCAGUCAUCAGUGUAAAGCGCCCAUCCGAUACGUUUGUUCUACGACAGAGACAGUGUUGAGGUGAGUGGAUUUUGGUCGAUUGCUUAACGCAAAGUCUGUUUACCGUAGCUUGCAGGUCUUCGACGAGUUUGCAGCAGUAGUACCACUCGAACACGAGCAGCACAGAGAAGAUGAGCACCGACAGCGAGACAAAGUCUAGACCGUUGUACGAGAUAAAGAAGGUAUCGAUGGCGAGUGACAGGAGUGCGGUGUAGUAUUGUACCGUGAUGGAGAAGCUGUGCACCCGAUGUACCUCCCGUAUGUGUCUGGAAGGAAGGAGUUGAGCUGGAUGAGGUGUUUUGAUGUGGGUUCACUAUGCUUCCGGGCACACUGUUGCCACGUACUUCACAACCUCACAGUGUUCCCGCACGCAGAUGCCAAGCUCACGAUUGAACGUUUCCCACAGCAAGCGUUGCCGAGCGUCGUCCUCUAUCGCACCCUGCAACACCUGCUCCUCCACACGCUUAAGCAGCCCCACGAACGCAAACUCCACCAGCAGAAACUCGGCCUGCAGCCCCGUAAGCAGCGUGUGCAUGCUCAGAAAGCUCGUCACGUACGCACCCAACCCGUUCAGCGUCAUCGGAUGCAUGAUGAUCUGCAGCGUCCACGCUAGCGGACGGUUCAUCUCCAUCAGAUACGGCGGCAUGCGGAAUAUAUCGUGCCACUGCAAAUCGGACGCUUCGUAAAUGAGAAAGUUUAUCAUGCCGUAUAUCAUCAGCCCGAUGAUCAGGAUGUUGUUGGUGCGAAACACACGCUGUCUCAAUCCUUGCGCUUUGGUGUGAUCGCGGAGAAAGCGCCGGGCGUUAAUGUAGCUACGGACGGGCUGUAGUUGAUUGUGUCGCAGCAGCAGCAGUAUGAAGCGGAACAUGAUGCUGGUAAGGGCGAACUGUCCACAGAGCAGACUUAGCGCGAGGUUCUUGUUGCGUUCGACGUACGCCGCAGCCCAGGUCCGAUACAGCCAGAUAGCGCACUGCGCCGGGAGCAGUAGCCGAUAGAGCAGGUACAGAGCCCGCAACCAGAGACGGUUGGUUUGAAGCUGUAUUCCUGGAAGGAAGAGGCGGGAUUUGGAGGAGUUAAAUCUAAGAUUCUAGCGAUAAAGAGGAAACCUACCAUUGAAGGCAUAGAGCCACUUGAGCAGUACAAAGUAGUCACUAUCUUGACGAAGAUCCAGAAUCGGUGAUAGCUUCCGCCGGAGAUAGCUCCAGAGCGUCAUUGAGGACAACCAGCUAGCACUGAAUGGUAAACGCUAAGUAAGGAAGACUCUGGUGGAUAUUGAUUUCUUAUAUACAGUAGCAGGUCUCUUGAAAUAUUUAUCAAGAAAAAUGUUUCCUGUAAGAACUUCGUUUAGUGAUGUCCAAAUUAGGGGGGUGAAAAGUUUGUUUGACUUGCGUGCUCUCCUGUUUCCAAACAAGCGGUGAAAACUUUGAUAAUUGACGUGAGUCAGCAACGUGCUGGCUGCAGUGAGAGUUAGUCAUACAGCCGUACAAUAAUUUAUGUUCCCCUGUUGCCAUAAGAACCUGCCAACUUUAAGGUCCUUAGUGACACUGCUCGGUGUAAUUGUUUCUCGUUUUCCAGUUCCACUAAUCAGUUGCGCGGUGUUUUAAAAAUUCCACACCGUAAUGAAUAUUCAACCCCGGGUUCAGUGGUAGAAAGCUGAAUCUUCAGCAGAUAAAUCAACACGCGCUGACAUGCCUGUAAUUUAUCCGUGAUCGAUGGAUGGAUGGUCCACCAGUGGUCGUUCCCGUGGCUGUGUGUUUUUCUUCUUCCGCUGCACACGCUACAAUAAAGUCUUUAAUUUACAGACUUCUUCCCGAUGCGCGAUCCACUGCACGUCGAUUAAUUGCCACCGCGAAUUGGCAAACUCCGGGGGCGAAGCUGCGUGUUUAAUUGCAGCCAAUGUUGAGGGGACAGCCCCGUCGGUGCAGCGUUUCGUGAAUAAUGAAGCCAUAAAAGUGUUAGCGCAGGGCAGCGUAGUACCAUCGCAUCAGCUGCCCACUCGCCGUUACCAGAUGAAGCGUUCAAUUUCCCCUGGUGCACUCGCGCUGACAACUCUUUGUUUGCGGUAGGCGUACUAUUAUUAUUCAUCUGGCGACUGGUGCACUAGGGUGCCUGCAGGAAGAAAUUUUGUUUGGAAAUUUAAUAGGCGCUUAGCAGGGCCGAUUAGUGCGCGCGUGAUUCUUCGCUUUGAUUUAUUCGAGGAACGAACGCUGGCUAGGCACAGACCAGGAAGUACCGGGAGCGUACGGGAGUGCGAACGAAUUCUUUGUCCAUGUUUAUGAGGAAUGUAACCUUGUAGGUGGUGGUGGUGGCAGCCCAUGUCUGACCAGGACAGAAAGUGAGAUUCAUUAGCUAUUGAAAUGUUCGCGAGAUAGGGACGAGUUGCGAAAAACGCGGAACAGUAAAGGAAACUGUAAAAUAUGACGCAGCGUCUACCGGUCUAGACGAGUUUGAGUUGUGUUUCGGGAGAAGACCUUCGAAAUCUGGUCGACUCAGUGUAAUGGAAGGUUUCCACGAAAAAUAAUGUUCUCCACGUGGAGAAUACGUUAUUAUGUGUAGAUUGUGUCCUUAAAAGCAAUUUAAUAAAGUACUUUCUCAUGUAAGACUAUUUUUUU
This is a messenger RNA of Anopheles stephensi (Asian malaria mosquito), 5457 nucleotides long. Its product is annotated as glycine receptor subunit alpha-4-like. Gene Ontology annotation, biological process: nervous system process; chloride transmembrane transport; signal transduction. NCBI's taxonomy places the organism in Eukaryota, Metazoa, Arthropoda, Insecta, Diptera, Culicidae. Gene Ontology annotation, molecular function: transmembrane signaling receptor activity; chloride channel activity; neurotransmitter receptor activity. Gene Ontology annotation, cellular component: synapse; neuron projection; membrane. The coding region runs from base 1499 to 2101 and encodes 200 amino acids. The transcript is spliced from 3 exons. The record is from RefSeq and is a predicted model, not a curated record.